GCUUUUACGUCAUCGCGGGCGCGACGCCCCGAGGGACAGACAGGGGUCCGGCUCGAGGGGAAGGUACGGCGGCGGGACCGGCUGGGAAAAUGCCAGUGGCAGUGAUGGCGGAAAGUGCCUUUAGUUUCAAAAAGUUGCUGGAUCAGUGCGAGAACCAGGAGCUCGAGGCUCCAGGAGGAAUUGCUACACCCCCAGUGUACGGCCAGCUUCUAGCUUUAUAUCUGCUCCAUAAUGACAUGAAUAACGCAAGAUACCUUUGGAAAAGAAUACCGCCUGCUGUGAAGUCUGCUAAUUCUGAACUUGGGGGAAUUUGGUCAGUAGGACAGAGAAUCUGGCAGAGGGAUUUCCCCGGGAUCUAUACGACCAUCAACGCGUACCAGUGGUCUGAGACGGUCCAGCCAAUCAUGGAGGCACUUAGAGAUGCAACCCGGAGACGCGCCUUCGCCCUGGUCUCGCAGGCCUACACCUCCAUCGUCGCCGACGACUUCGCAGCCUUUGUCGGGCUUCCUGUGGAGGAGGCUGUGAAAGGUAUACUAGAGCAAGGUUGGCAAGCUGACUCCACCACAAGGAUGGUCAUGCCCAAGAAGCCAGUUGCAGGGGCCCUGGACGUCUCCUUGAACAGGUUUACUCCCCUGUCAGAGCCUGCCCCGGUUCCACCCAUCCCCAACGAGCAGCAGUUAGCCAGACUGACCGACUACGUGGCUUUCCUCGAAAACUGAUGGAUCGCUCUGAGCUCAAGAUCCACCUUCGAGAUCUGACAGAGAAUGUCAAAUGUUUAUUUUCAAUUUUAUUGGAUGGAUUAAGCACCUCAGCAUUCCUUAGUGUGUGAUAAAAUAUAUAAUAUAAAGUAUAUUAUAUAUAUUUUGUCCUUAAACAUGCUGAAUGGUUGUUGAAACGAUUCUCACUUUGUGAUUUUCGACAGUUUGGGUGGAGCCCGUCAGUAUUACGCAGUCAGUUUGCAUUUCCUAGUGACUCACAGAACACAGCUCUCCUGCUUCGUGUAGAAUGGUGGCCGGCAGCUGUCUCCCCCGCCCGCCGCGCCCGCGCCCGCGCUGCUGGGUGACGGCUGUGGUGGCGCGUCUGCCGUUUGAGGACGACCGUCCCCGGGGCAGCGCCUGAGCUGCCGGGGGUUCUGCCUCCCCUUUGGAGAUUGUGCUCUCUCGUCCUCUCCCCUCCUGAGCGUCACAAAUGUAAAAUGCUGAGGUGUAACUGAGGCUCAGAGGCCCGUUUCCUCAGUAGGCCGGGGUGCUGCCUCCGGGUUCUCCCCCGAGGGCGUGAGCGCGUCCACUGCUGGCAGCGGAGGGCUUGCCGUGAAAGCGCGACUUGCGUAAGACACCCGGGAGGAGCGUUAAGUGGCGACGUCUCCCUCCGGAAGCGAGGUGUCCGCGCGGAACGCGUUGUGCCGGGAGAGCAGCCGUAAGACGCGCGGUGCGCUUCGCGCCGCCGGCCUGCAGCCUGUUCGUUCUUACGUUUAGCCCGCGUCGAGUUCUGACUUUUGGAGAAAUGCUAAACAGGUUGUUCGUUUUCUGUGUGGCAGCCCUCUGAAUAUUUGAAGUUUAUUGUAUAUUCAGGUUAAAACCACCCCCUAGUUCAUUUAUUCUGCAUUUGUUCAAUAAAUAUUUAAUUGAA
Molecule: messenger RNA, 1629 nt
Organism: Camelus dromedarius (Arabian camel)
Lineage: Eukaryota; Metazoa; Chordata; Mammalia; Artiodactyla; Camelidae
Gene: COPS8
Product: COP9 signalosome subunit 8
Exons: 8
Coding region: 90-719 (209 amino acids)
Biological process (GO): protein deneddylation; COP9 signalosome assembly
Cellular component (GO): COP9 signalosome
Source: RefSeq, a predicted model, not a curated record